AUGGCGACCAUCAUACCGAUUGAGGUCAUCGAGCAUAUUCGGAACCGCAAAUCGUACGACACCAUUAGGAUUCGUGGAUCCCGGGAGGCGUCCUUCCGAUCGCUCUUUGAGCACACCACGGAGCUCGUACUCGUGAACGAUCCCGAGUCUCAGUACACGCACGAAACUCCCCUCACAAUCGGUGGCCUAUUCCCCGCGCUUCGCCCAUCACCUUCAUCCACAGCCUCCGUACCGAUCGUCUUUGCCUCCGUUGAGAAGCUCGUUUUACGGUGCUGCGAUUUCCGGACGUUCACCGACCUUCAACACACGAUCACAGCAUUUCCUCGGCUUCGCGAUCUUCGUCUGCAUUUCCCUCUGUGCUCUCUUCGGCACAAGGAGCUCCCCAACGCAGAGCAGGCUCUCCGGAGAAAUAAAUUGCUGAGGUUGAAUCGGCUCCAUCUCGUCGAUUUCACCGGUACGCGCAGAGACGUCGCUCUGCUGCUCCUGCUGCUGGAUUGGAUCGCAUACACACCCGCUCGUCAUACGGCCGCUCUCACCUGGGUUCCCGACCUCUUGGGCGAUGAACGCGUUGCGAAAGCCUUGCAGACGCUACUUUGUCAAUUGGGGCCUUCCCUCAUAGAGCUGGAGCUACCGGGUCCACGUCGUCGUCAUGCGCCGGUUGCUGGAAGUGUGUCAUAUUUCCGUAUGCUGAUCGCGUCUUCUACUUCAAUUCCUGUCUGUCAGCAUUAUAUGGGAUCCCGAGGAUGA
Messenger RNA from Fomitopsis serialis, 747 nucleotides. RefSeq lists its product as uncharacterized. Bases 1 to 747 code for a protein of 248 amino acids. Lineage: Eukaryota; Fungi; Basidiomycota; Agaricomycetes; Polyporales; Fomitopsidaceae. The record is from RefSeq and is a predicted model, not a curated record. The transcript is spliced from 6 exons.